AUGGAGAGGGUCAUAGUGGCACAUAUCUGCUGCUUAAGAAAAGUUGACCCUUGGCAUCAUUGGCGAUGGGUUGCUGAGAAACUGGGUCCUGAGGUUGCAGGGAGAGAACUUGACUGUACUUGGCGAGUACUAUCACUUGAUGCCAAACAUUAUCUUGCUUGGUCACAUAGGCAGUGGGCACUACGUGCAUUAGGAGGAUGGGAAGAUGAGCUUGAUUACUGUCACGAGCUCCUUGAAGCUGACGUCUUUAACAAUUCCGCAUGGAAUCAGAGGUACUACGUCAUUACUCAAUCUCCUUUGUUGGGAGGCUUAGAAGCUAUGAGGGAAUCUGAAGUAAGCUACACAAUCAAAGCCAUUUUAGCCAAUCCCGCAAACGAGAGCUCAUGGCGAUACCUGAAAGGUCUUUACAAAGACGACAAAGAAUCCUGGAUUAGUGAUCCAAGUGUUUCCUCAGUCUGUUUGAAUGUUCUCUCCCGCACGGAUUGCUUCCAUGGAUUCGCUCUUAGCACCCUUUUGGAUCUUCUUUGCGACGGAUUAAGACCAACCAACAAGCAUAGAGACUCAGUGAGAGCUCUAGCUAAUGAAGAACCAUAUACUAACUUGGCAAAUUUGGUGUGUACCAUUCUUGGUCGUGUAGAUCCUAUAAGAGCUAACUAUUGGGCAUGGAGGAAGAGCAAGAUUACAGUGGCAGCAAUGUAACUGACGAGUGACGACCCAAAAUCACACUUGGGAACAAAAUUUGAUUUUUAUUUUUUCGUAUGUACUGCUUCUGUAUGAAUCACAUGAACAUGUUUUCAUAUAUCAAAUACAAUCUUGAAUUCUCUUCUUU
Molecule: messenger RNA, 829 nt
Organism: Camelina sativa (false flax)
Lineage: Eukaryota; Viridiplantae; Streptophyta; Magnoliopsida; Brassicales; Brassicaceae
Source: RefSeq, a predicted model, not a curated record